CGAGUGCAGUUCAUCUGGACGUCUGGUCGCCGACAGGGCAACGGAUGGGUGUGGUCGGGUUCCGGGGUUCGGUUCCCGCCAAGAAACCAAGCGGCCUGGUCUCGCACGGGCGGCGGCGGACGCCCACAACCAGACAAUCGUGAAGGAAACGAAGUUUGCAUGGCGGUUUUGAACAAUUUCUACCAAGACGGCAUUGUUUGGCACGACGUCGGAUGUUCUCAUCAGAAACCCUUCAUUUGCGAAACACGAAGGGCUGUCGAGGAGUUUUGGUCGUCGUUAUAUGACACGCAUGCGGAAACCACGCGGGAAGCAAACGCUUCCGUGCUUAUUUGGGUGCUGAGGAUAUUUCCUUUCAUCAAUCAUGACCCAACAUUGACCCCAGGAGUGGUUUCGUGGUAUGGGAGGAGUUCUGGUCGUCGUUAUGACACGCAUGCGGAAACCACGCGGGAAGCAAACGCUUCCGUGCUUAUUUGGGUGCUGGGGAUAUUUCCUUUCAUCAAUCAUGACCCAACAUUGACCCCAGGAGUGGUUUCGUGGUAUGGGGUUGAUAUCGAACAUUUAAAU
Molecule: messenger RNA, 564 nt
Organism: Notodromas monacha
Lineage: Eukaryota; Metazoa; Arthropoda; Ostracoda; Podocopida; Cyprididae
Source: the annotation of a GenBank genome assembly